AACACCUAAAGCGCAUUAUGUACCAAAAUUAGGUGCAUUAUACUCCGUGUAAUUAAUACGUUCCAGUAAAAUAAAAUUUUUGGAUACCUUCUCCUUGGCGUAGUGCGGUUAGUGGCUCGAGUAUAUAUAAAGACACCGGUCAGAUCAACGAAAUGCAUCCUCAGCAAGUACCAAUCGGUAUCAAAGGUAAACAGAAAGUAACAGCGAACUAUAAAGGUCACCCACCGCUCUAAUCUAACUUUCUGUAAUUGCUUAUCUGAUUUUCUCAAUAUCCUGGAAAAAUGUCCCGAUCCCUGUCAUUAUUUGCCAUUUUCUUCCUAAUCAGCUGCACAGUGCUUUGUCACGCCCAGUUUAACCGCCUCAACCGCACCCAAGUCCAGGCUUCCAUUAAAAUCAAGCCGCGUCCCGUUGGAUCCGGCCAGAUGCAGCCCAAAAUCGGCAACGUUGCCCUGCAGCCACCGGCAGAACGGAUGACGCUCCAGCGUGAAGAUCCUUGGCGAGCGUUGGAUACCCUGCGCGGCAGACAGGCCAUGUCGACGGAAGACAUUACCAUGUUUAUGAUGACCGCUGUGCCCGGUACCGAUUAUCCCGCCUACAGCAACAUUCCGGGUAAUCCGUUUUUCAACUGUGCUACCAGUGUUCAUCAGCCGGGUUUCUAUGCUGAUACUACUACAAGAUGCCAAGUUUUCCGACGAUGUGAUCCCGACGGAAACCUUUUCAGCUAUUUAUGCCCUAAUACGACGGUCUUCAAUCAGAUCACGCUAACCUGUGACUAUUUCUUCAAUGUUGACUGUGCCAAAUCACCCGACUACUACGACUAUUCUAACUCGCGUCUGUACCACGAAGGAUGGCUGCUGUUGGGCAAUUAAGCAGACGAAGCAAGACGAAAAUCUUCCCACAAUACUCAAUUAUCUUCUGAAAAACCGGAAGUACAAAAUCCAGUUUUUCAAUCAAUAGCCGCGCGUACAAUGAAAGUCGUGGAAAUACAGCGAUGCAACUGGUUUGUGCGAUGGGGCUGGCAAGGCACACUUGAUGGUCUCCGUGCGUAGCCAGUACUACUCUGUUUUUGUUUGCUCACAAUUAGUAAUUAGUGCCUUGGUGUUUAGCUAGCCUACUUAUUACACGUAACCAAAGAAUUCA
Paramacrobiotus metropolitanus is the source of this 1140-nucleotide messenger RNA. RefSeq lists its product as uncharacterized. NCBI's taxonomy places the organism in Eukaryota, Metazoa, Tardigrada, Eutardigrada, Parachela, Macrobiotidae. The record is from RefSeq and is a predicted model, not a curated record. Gene Ontology annotation, cellular component: extracellular region. Gene Ontology annotation, molecular function: chitin binding. The coding region runs from base 282 to 869 and encodes 195 amino acids. The transcript has 4 exons.